Messenger RNA from Insectozyma verbasci, 1068 nucleotides. NCBI's taxonomy places the organism in Eukaryota, Fungi, Ascomycota, Pichiomycetes, Serinales, Debaryomycetaceae. The record is from the annotation of a GenBank genome assembly.
AUGUCAAUACAUCCAUAUCAUAAAGAAUUACAAGUUGCUACAUUAGCAAUUAAAAGAGCAUCAUUAUUGACUAAGCAAUUAUCGGAUUCAAUUCAAGAAUUACAAACCGUUGGAACAAUUACAAAAAAUGAUAAAUCACCAGUGACCUUGGGUGAUUUUGCAAGUCAAGCCAUAAUAAAUUAUGCUAUAAAAUUAAAUUUUCCUAGUGAUGAAAUUGUUGGUGAAGAAGAUUCAAAAGAUUUACAAACCAACUCAAAACUCAGCUCCCAAAUACUUGAACUAAUUGAAGAUAUCCAAAAAGAAACUAAAGACUAUGACUCUGUUCUUGGUUCUUUAAAGACUGUAGACCAAAUUUAUAAAUCUAUUGAUUUUGGUGAUUCUUCCGGUGGUUCUCAUGGUCGAUUUUGGGCAUUAGAUCCCAUUGAUGGAACAAAGGGGUUUUUAAGGGGUGAUCAAUUUGCUGUUUGUCUUGCUUUAAUAGAAGAUGGUCAAGUCGUAUUGGGAGUAAUUGGAUGUCCAAACCUCAAUGAGGUGAUAAUUUCAAAUACUGAACAAAAAGGAACCAAAGGUGGUUUAUAUUCAGCUAUAAAAGGGGUUGGUUCUUAUUAUUCUCAUUUAUUCGAGCCUGGAUUCAUUGAAUUAAAUAAGCAAAGAAGAUUGAAAAUGUCAGAAAAUGUCAAACCUGUCGAUUUAAAAGUGGUUGAAGGGGUUGAAAAAGGUCAUUCUUCACAUGACACCCAAUCUAAAAUCAAAUCUCAACUUGGUUUCAAUCCAAAUACCGUUUCACAACAGACUAUUAAUUUAGAUUCUCAAGUUAAAUAUUGUGUUUUAGCUAAUGGGAAUGCUGAUUUAUAUUUACGUUUGCCCAUAAAUGAACAAUAUAGUGAAAAAAUAUGGGAUCAUGCAGCUGGUAAUAUAUUAGUUACUGAAUCCGGUGGUAAAGUAAGUGAUAUAACUGGAAAUGAAUUAAAUUUUGGAAAUGGUAGAUUAUUGGAAAGUAAAGGUGUUAUUGCUAGUAAUAGAGAAAUAUUUGAUAAAGUUAUAGAUGCAAUUAAACAAGUGACUUAA